AAAAAGGAAGAAUCCAGUUUCACGGCGGAAGAUGCAGUUCUGGCAUCUGUUGGCAUCGUGAAGUGCAGCCCUGACCGCGGGCUGCUGAUGUCCGAGAGCAUGCUCCUGGCUCUGGAGGAGCUGAUCCAAGCAUGCUGUGCGGAAGAUGAAGGUGUCCCUGUGGUUCUGGUGUGUGGCCCAAAAAACACUGGUAAAUCGACGUUUAACAGAUACCUAAUCAAUCUGUUACUGAAUCGCCUUCCCUUGGUCGAGUACAUGGAAUGUGACAUAGGUCAGACCGAAUUCACACCGCCUGGAUGUGUAUCUUUAAGUACCAUAACGGAGCCCAUUCUUGGUCCACCGUUCACUCAUCAACAAACGCCACGUAAGAUGGUGUAUUAUGGACAGACGAGUUGUGAGCAGGACACAGAAAGAUACCUUGAUGUCGUGAAGUACGUGUUCAGCUCCUACAAGAAGGAGGUGCCUUUAAUCAUCAACACCAUGGGCUGGGUGAAAGGUGAGGGCUUGCUGCUUCUGAUGGAUAUCAUUCGACUGCUGUCACCCAGUCACAUCGUUCAGAUGGAUGUGUACGACUGGAAAGCCAUGGCUCCACUCACCCCGGAGUACGUUCAUGUCACUCCUGGCCUGUACACCAGAGACAAACAGCAAGCCAAGCGCAAGAAGAUGAGUACGAGUGGAGCAGAUGACUGGAGGUCCUCCGAAGGGGCGGGAGGUGCAUCGACUCCUGAGUACAAGUUGCUCUAUGUCCAUCCAGAGUUCCCUCGAGCAGGGAUUGCGGGUGAAGCGCGAGUGCACAGUGGCAUCCUGCGUGACAUGUCCAUACUGGGCUACCUGGGCCAGCUGCAGUCUCCCGACGUGGGCACAGUGCUUCCGCUGCACAGUCUGGUGCCGUAUCAGGUACCUUUCAACGCUGUCGCGCUCAGGGUUGUUCACACCGACGUUGCUCCAACCAACAUCAUGUAUGCAGUGAACGCCAGCUGGGUCGGGCUCUGCAGGAUACCCGAUGAAGUCAGAUGCCAGACCGACGGGCCGGUCUUGCUGACGCAGACACCGGUCUGCGAUUGCCUCGGCUUCGGAAUUGUCCGAGGAGUUGAGAUGGAGAAGAAGCUUUACCACGUUCUGACGCCGGUGCCUCCAGAGAACCUGAGACUAGUGAAUUGUCUGCUCCUUGGAAACAUUGCUAUCCCAAACUGUGUUCUUGUGGGCCAGCAGGGAGUCGAGGGAGAGAUCCCCUAUGUCACAUCCGACUAUAACUACAGCAUCUUGGGGUCUGGGAAGCUGAAAAAGAAGAAGCAUUUCAAGAGGAGGGAAUACGCGUUCGAGUGCGAUUAUGCCUAAAGCCUUUGGGGCCUGGGACCGUGGGAUGUGUUUUAUAUGGAGACUGGUGGGAGCCAGGUGUGCUCCCAGAGCUCUUGGAGACCCUGGGCAGCUGUCGGUGUAGAUACUACAGCAUAUCUGG
Messenger RNA from Tauraco erythrolophus (red-crested turaco), 1459 nucleotides. The record is from RefSeq and is a predicted model, not a curated record. Lineage: Eukaryota; Metazoa; Chordata; Aves; Musophagiformes; Musophagidae.